Messenger RNA from Monodelphis domestica (gray short-tailed opossum), 2729 nucleotides. The record is from RefSeq and is a predicted model, not a curated record. NCBI's taxonomy places the organism in Eukaryota, Metazoa, Chordata, Mammalia, Didelphimorphia, Didelphidae.
AUGACGUCAUAACGAGAUCACGCAGUAUUCCAUGAUGCUGUCGGAGGACGGAUAAGCGCCGCCUCCGCCAUUUCUCCUCCCUCCCUUCCCCCCCGCCCCCGCAUAAAAUGGGGCCUUGGCUUGGGGGCGCCGCCCUGUGGUUAAUCUGGGACAGUUUCACGUACGCGAGGAGCGAUGUGGCGCCCUUCGACCGGAAUUGUGGCAGAAUACCAUUAAUGAAUAUGAUGUCAGGAUCUCGAAUCGUAGGUGGUCAGAAGGCUGAGCUUGGAGGGUGGCCAUGGAUGGUAAGCCUUCAGGUUAUGAUUUUUCCUAAAUAUACACAUUUAUGUGGGGGAUCUUUAAUAAGUGAAAACUGGAUCCUCACAGCUGCACACUGCCUUAAAGAAUACAGUGGGCCAAAAAAUUGGAGAGCUGUAAUUGGAAUUAACAAUCUUUCAAAACAACAUCAGAACACUAAGAAAAUACAAAUUAAAACAAUUAUUAUCCAUCCAGAGUUCAACCCGGAUACAUAUGCAAAUGAUAUUGCACUUUUUUAUUUAACAAGUGUGGUGAGUUAUAGUGACUAUAUUCAACCUAUCUGCCUACCAUUUUUUAAAGAGUUGUUAAGCUGGAAUGCCAGCACAAGGUGCUUCGUAAGUGGCUGGGGCAAAACAUCAGAAGAAGGUGAUGCUUCAAAUAAUUUACUAGAAGCUGAACUACAUUACAUUCCCUGGGAGGCCUGUAAUAGUGAAGAAAGUUAUGGAGGACGAGUUGCCGUGACUUCAUUUUGUGCAGGUGAAGAAGAUGGAGUUGCUGAUACUUGCAUGUCUGAUUCCUGAAUCUGCAGUCCCUGUACAGAUGUCCAAUUCGAUCACAAAGGAAACAGCACCUAGGACCUGAUCUCCUCUCAUUAGGCUUAUAAUUGUUAUUAUUAUACCUUGGCUGUACAGAUCUCAAUGCAGCCACAGCUUUUAUUUCUUUAAUUUUACUCUCUUUAGCCUUCAUUUCAACUUCCUUUAAUUUCCUUUUCAAGUCCUCAACAAUGGUAUCUCUCAUCAUUUUUAUCUUCUGAGUCAUUUGUCAAAUAUGUGACUUUUCUCCUUAUUUCCCCAGUUGGGGUAAUUUGUUUUUAAAAAAUUGUCUGAUCUUUGGGACUGCAUUCUUUACAAAGAUCCUUUUAAUGUUUGCAAUUGUGUUUUCUUCCAGUGUAUCCAUCCCUAAUAAAGUUUCAACUGCCUUGGUUAUCCUUGCUAGGAAAACCACAGGAGCUUCAGAGAUCUUCUGCUUUAUAGCCUCAAAUUUUGACCAUGAAUUGGGCCUUUUAGUAUAUCUCCCCAUUACCUCUAGGAUUGCAUUUCUUGCUUCUAUCAACACAUCAUAUACCCCCUCAUCUGUUGUAUCCAACUUUAAGCCCUCUGGCCAAAAUUGUAAUAAAGGAUCUGUUCUUGUCUCCUGUAUAAAUUUGGUUCUCUCUCUCUUUGUCAAGACAUCUUUCAUUAAUAGGGCAAAAUCAUUGAAAUCAUGAUCGUAUAAAUCAAUUGCCCUACGCAUCUCUUUAAUUACUUUAUUUAGUUCGUCAUUGAAAUUUGGGGUCCUCCUUUUGGUCCUCCAGGGAAAAUCUCUUAUGCAUCUUAACUUUAUGUACCUCAUUUUGCUUAACCACAGGCAUAUCUCUAAGUGGGCAUAAUUUUACUAUUCCUGCUGCUUCCUCUUGUUCUAGCCUAGUUAGGUUUUUCCCUUUAUUGUAUAAUUUGUUAUUGUCAUGUGCACAGCCUUGGUUCAUAUUCAUAUUGUUUAUAAAUAGCGCCAGUGUAUCCAUUUGAUUUUUCAUUUGUAUAACGAUCAGCUUUAAGUCAGAAUCUCUUCUAACCCAGGCUAUUAGAUCUUUAAGAUGCUUUACACAAAGGCGCACAGAGGCACGAGACUUGUAUACAAUACAUCCACAGAUCACAGCAAGAGGUACAUAUGCCAUAAUAUCACACAGUUUUAGAUCCAUCAAUGGCUUCAUACAAUCCAUACUAAAAACAUAAUGGGAGUAACUAGGGAAUGUCACAAAUACAAAAUAUGAACUAUACAUAAUAUAGUUGAAAAACAUCAUUAACAUGUUGCUAAACAUGUCUACUGACAUGUCAGCUUCUAUUGUAAAAUUAUUAUAAAGAACAAUAUUAUUACACCGUAACUUGUACAUACAACAAAGAAAACAAACAAUAAAUACAUUUCAAAUUUUAAAAACAGUUUUUUCUCAAUAUGGCUGCUCCACGAUGACUGCUGGGGGUUUGUGGUGCAGCCUCAGUAACCCCCUUUUAGCAAGCUAAGCCCUUAGAAUUCUUUGUGGCUUACCCCCUAAGCUCCCAGCCACCUAAAUACAGAGUAGACUGUUGACUUAUACUUCAGUGAAAUCACUUAACUUUAGGUUUUUUUUUUUUAACUAAAGACCUGAUGGAAAGUUUUUCCAUAAUUCAGUCAUAUUUUGUAGUCCCCUAGUUCCAAGGCAGAUUGAAGGUGGCUCCUGUUUUGGAUGUUAGAAUUGAACGUAAUUAGACAUGAAUGUUUCAAGGCUCAGGGGAAAUUGAAAAUAUAUAAUUUAUUAGUCAUAAUAUUGAUAGAAAAAUUAUGUACAACCAUGUGGCUCUCCAAUUUCUGUUCUGUGAGAGAAGACAUUCUCACUGCUAAUUGAUUUUACUUUUAUUGUUCUAUUGCUUAAAGGCUGCUGAAAUAACCAUUUUUGUUUUGUUCCUGUUUAUGCUUGU